CAGAAUUGGUACAUGGCAAGCCACCAGCAGGAGUGCCAUUAAAGCCAGCGGUGAAGAGCGGUGGCAGCCCAGAGACCAGGCGACGAGGGUCCGUGCAAGAUGAAGGUGUUUCUGUCUCUUCUGUUGGUUGCUGUUGCUUGCAUAGGGUUUGUGCAAGCCUUGCAAUGUUACACUUGCCAAGAUCCUACUGUUUUUGAUAAGUGUAUGACGAUUCAGAACUGCACGAAGAAUGAAACCAUGUGCAAGACUACUAUGUAUUCCGUGGAGGAUGUUUAUCCCUUUGUGGGAGUCUCGACCGUCACCAAGAUGUGCUCUUCUGUCUGCAUCCCAUCCGACGUGGACGGGAUUGGCAUGACGCGCCCCGUCUCCUGCUGUUACUCUGAUUUGUGCAACACUGACGGUGCAGCUAGUUUGGGGGUCAGUUUUGUGCCAGUUGGGAUGCUAGCAAGUUCCCUCUGUGCCUUUUUCUGGACUAGACUGUGAGGAGCUGAUGGGGAGGUCGUUUGCGCUGAAGAACCCCAUGAAGAAGACAAUAAACCCCUGCCAGCCCAGCUUUCUGUUUGGAUGCCUCAUGGACAAUCCUCAACAGCUCCCGGAAAUUGCUUUUUUAGCACCAACCUUUUUUUCCACAACCAAGAGAGAAGCAAAACUCAGGAAGUCCUGACAAAUUUUUGAAUCAACUCUUCAACAGCUCCCACAAAACUAUGGAGUUUCUUUGCUGUGCUGCUCUUGUUGGUUUUGAACUAAAAAAUUCUGCUGUGUGAAGUAUAUUUAAAGAAAAAACCUUGCUCUGAGAGCCUUCCUGACCUCCUUAGAGCAUUUUGCCCCCCAGGUGUUAGCCAGUAGGACAGUUGAAUUAGCCAGUCUUCUCAGAUGAAAUCCAAUUAUGUGGCAGUUCCUCUCCAACCCACAGUUUUGAGCUGGCUCUUUGUUCUAUCUAGAUCUCCUUCUUUGUACACAAGAAAUUAAGGAGACACUUCUGUGUCCAAAAUAUGAGACAGGAGACUAAACUUUCCAUGCCAGUGAUCUGAUCCAAGGAGGCUAAAAUAUUUGUUUUCUGUACCCUUUUGAGCAGAAUAAAAAGAAUGUUGUGUUAAAA
Molecule: messenger RNA, 1099 nt
Organism: Tyto alba (common barn owl)
Lineage: Eukaryota; Metazoa; Chordata; Aves; Strigiformes; Tytonidae
Product: ly6/PLAUR domain-containing protein 2
Exons: 3
Coding region: 100-483 (127 amino acids)
Molecular function (GO): acetylcholine receptor inhibitor activity
Source: RefSeq, a predicted model, not a curated record